Messenger RNA from Helobdella robusta, 837 nucleotides. RefSeq lists its product as hypothetical. The transcript is spliced from 6 exons. The record is from RefSeq and is a predicted model, not a curated record. NCBI's taxonomy places the organism in Eukaryota, Metazoa, Annelida, Clitellata, Rhynchobdellida, Glossiphoniidae. The coding region runs from base 1 to 837 and encodes 278 amino acids.
AUGUCGAUAGACGCUCAAAUCCGGCCACCAAAAAAAGCAGGAUUUUGGCCGGGGCCGAACUUCGGCAAAAUCUGCUUAUCUUUGGAUAAGCAGAUUUUGAACAGGAUCGAUAAUAACAACGUAGAAAUAAUUGCUGAAAUGAAAAAGUUCAGGGAAAAAAACAAAAAGAUCAUAUCUGAGGUGAAGAAAAGCGUUCAGUCUCUAAAUGUAGAUGUCAAGAAUGUUCAGAAGACGUUGAUGGAUGUAGUCGAUCACAGAGAUAGAGAAGCCAAUCUGAUGAUGUUCAAAUUGAGUGAAGGUCCUGACGACAAGGCAAGGGUUUGUAAAAUUAUUGAUCAUUUGACCGGGGUUGAGUGUAGUGAGAAGAGCAUACUGAGGAUGAUGCGGAUUGGCAAAAAAAGUGACAGUACUUCACUGGAUAGAGACUUGGCUAGUGCCAGGUUAAGUCACGAUCUCAGUAAUGACCAGAGAAUUGAACUUAAGAAGUUACUCAAUGAGGCUAAAGAUAUGGAGUUAUGGAGACUAGUAAACAGUGUCAGAUUUGAAUUGUUGAAUGUGAGGUCAAUUGGGCCAAGUGUGAACGUCAUUUAUGGGUUCAUGGGCUUAUAUGUGAUGACGGAUGAACCCGAAGAUGUCAAAAACGACUGCCGGAAAAUGCUCUCAGAUGCCGUCAGGAGAGUACUUUCAUCAAAGAUACUGUUGAUUGGUGAUGAUCUCAACAGUCACGUUAGAAAGAAAACAAAUGAGUUCUGUAGUGUGCACGGAGGUUUUGAUCAUGGUGAUCAGAAUGAAGAUGGUGUUCGGAUUCUCAAGUUUACUGAAGAUCAUGAAUUCUAA